Molecule: messenger RNA, 3411 nt
Organism: Sphaerodactylus townsendi
Lineage: Eukaryota; Metazoa; Chordata; Lepidosauria; Squamata; Sphaerodactylidae
Gene: MED23
Product: mediator complex subunit 23
Exons: 24
Coding region: 85-3411 (1108 amino acids)
Biological process (GO): positive regulation of gene expression; regulation of transcription by RNA polymerase II
Cellular component (GO): transcription regulator complex; mediator complex
Source: RefSeq, a predicted model, not a curated record
CUUCCGGAACGCUCUCCGCGUGGAGGAGAUUUCCCCUCCUUUCCGUCGCCCGGCUCCUGGGCAGGGGGAGGGUCGGCCGCCGCGAUGGUACCGAUGGAGACCCAGCUACAGAGCAUCUUUGAGGAGGUGGUGAAAACAGAGGUUAUCGAGGAGGCUUUUCCUGGCAUGUUUAUGGACACUCCUGAAGAUGAGAGAGCCAAAUUAAUCAGUUGCUUGGGAGCCUUUAGACAGUUUUGGAGCAAUCUUUCUCAGGAAUCUCAUGAACAGUGUGUUCAGUGGAUUGUAAGAUUCAUACAUAACCAGCAUAGUCCUAAAAGAAUUUCAUUUCUGUAUGACUGUUUAGCAAUGGCUGUGGAGACUGGACUGCUGCCCCCCAAGAUGGUUUGUGAAUCUCUGCUGAAUUCUGAUAAUCUUGAAUGGGAAAGGACUCAGCUUUGGUCGCUAACAUUUAAACUUGUCCGAAAAAUAAUUGGUGGCAUAGACUAUAAGGGUGUCCGAGAUCUUCUGAAGGUUAUCCUAGAGAAAGUUUUAACUGUUCCUAAUACAGUGAGCUCUGCUGUUGUACAGCAACUUUUAGCAGCAAGAGAGGUUGUUGCUUAUAUUUUAGAAAGGAAUGCAUGUUUAUUACCUGCGUACUUUGCAGUGACAGAGAUUCGAAAGCUGUAUCCUGAGGGAAAACUUCCUCAUUGGUUGUUAGGUUGUCUAUUGUCAGAUUUUGUGGAUUCCUUCAGACCCACAGCAAGAAUAAAUUCCAUCUGUGGGAGAUGCAGUCUACUUCCUGUGGUAAAUAAUUCUGGUGCAAUUUGCAAUUCCUGGAAGCUGGAUCCUACAACUCUCCGGUUCCCUCUGCGAGGUCUUUUGCCAUAUGAUAAGGAUCUGUUUGAGCCCCAAACGGCUUUGUUGCGGUAUGUACUGGAGCAACCCUAUUCCAGAGAUAUGGUCUGCAACAUGCUAGGUCUAAACAAACAGACCUUGAACAUUGCUCAGCACAAACAGCGAUGCCCUGUGCUGGAAGACCAGUUGGUGGAUCUUGUGGUAUAUGCCAUGGAACGUUCAGAGACUGAGGAGAAGUUUGACGAUGGGGGAACAAGCCAGUUGUUAUGGCAGCACCUUUCCAGCCAGCUUAUCUUCUUUGUACUUUUUCAGUUUGCAAGCUUUCCUCACAUGGUCCUGUCUCUCCAUCAAAAGUUGGCAGGACGAGGACUAAUCAAAGGCAGAGACCAUUUGAUGUGGGUACUGUUGCAAUUCAUCUCUGGCAGCAUACAGAAAAAUGCAUUGGCUGACUUUCUCCCUGUUAUGAAGCUCUUUGACCUGCUAUACCCUGAGAAGGAAUGUAUUCCAGUGCCUGACAUUAACAAACCCCAGUCAACACAUGCAUUUGCAAUGACCUGUAUCUGGAUACAUCUGAACAGAAAGGCUCACAGUGACAAUUCCAAGCUUCAGAUACCUAUCCCUCAUUCUCUCAAGCUUCACCAUGAAUUUUUGCAACAGAGUCUAAGGAAUAAGAGUUUGCAGAUGAAUGACUACAAGAUCGCCUUGUUGUGCAAUGCUUAUUCCACCAAUUCAGAAUGCUUCACGCUACCCAUGGGUGCUCUAGUAGAAACAAUUUAUGGGAAUGGCAAUAUGAGGAUCUCUCUCCCAGGAACCAACUGCAUGGCUUCAGGAUCCAUCACACCCUUGCCAAUGAAUCUCUUGGAUUCGCUUACAGUCCAUGCCAAGAUGAGCCUUAUUCACAGCAUAGCUACCAGAGUAAUCAAACUGGCUCAUGCAAAAUCUAGUUUGGCCUUGGCUCCAGCCCUUGUGGAAACAUACAGCCGUCUGCUGGUUUAUAUGGAAAUAGAAUCCUUGGGCAUCAAAGGUUUUAUCAGUCAGCUUCUACCCACAGUGUUUAAGUCUCAUGCUUGGGGAAUCUUGCAUACUUUGUUGGAGAUGUUCAGCUAUCGCAUGCACCACAUCCAACCUCAUUACAGGGUCCAAUUGCUCAGUAAUCUUCAUUCUGUUGCUGCAGUUCCUCAGACCAACCAGAAUCAGCUUCAUCUGUGCGUUGAAAGUACAGCUCUGAGACUGAUCACAGCGUUGGGUAGCUCUGAGGUCCAGCCACAAUUUACCCGCUUCCUCAAUGAGCCAAAAACAGUACUUUCAGCAGAAUCAGAGGAACUCAACAGGGCACUUAUUUUAACUCUGGCAAGAGCAACACAUGUUACAGAUUUUUUCACAGGAUCAGAUUCUAUUCAGGGAACUUGGUGCAAAGAUAUACUUCAGACCAUCAUGAGCUUUACCCCUCAUAACUGGGCUUCUCAUACCCUGAGCUGUUUUCCAGCUCCACUGCAGGCUUUCUUCAAACAAAACAAUGUACCUCAAGAGAGCCGUUUCAACCUGAAGAAGAAUGUGGAGGAGGAAUAUCGAAAGUGGAAGUCAAUGAACAAUGAGAAUGACAUAAUCACCCAUUUUUCCAUGCAGGGUUCCCCUCCCCUCUUUCUCUGUCUUCUCUGGAAAAUGUUGCUAGAGACAGAUCACAUUAACCAAAUUGGCUACAGGGUGCUAGAAAGAAUUGGUGCCAGAGCUCUGGUUGCUCAUGUUAGGACAUUCGCAGAUUUCUUGGUCUAUGAAUUUUCCACAUCAGCAGGAGGACAGCAGCUCAACAAAUGUAUUGAGAUUCUCAAUGACAUGGUAUGGAAAUACAAUAUUGUGACACUGGAUCGGCUGAUAUUAUGUCUGGCUAUGCGCAGUCAUGAAGGAAAUGAAGCUCAGGUGUGCUACUUUAUCAUCCAGUUGCUUUUACUUAAACCUAAUGAUUUCAGAAACAGAGUAAGUGAUUUUGUGAAGGAGAACUCCCCAGAGCAUUGGCUGCAGAAUGACUGGCAUACUAAACACAUGACAUACCACAAGAAGUACCCAGAAAAGCUGUAUUUUGAAGGCUUAGCCGAGCAAGUUAAUCCUCCUGUUCAGAUCCAGCCCCAAUACUUGCCAAUAUACUUUGGGAAUGUGUGCCUCCGCUUCCUACCAGUGUUUGACAUUGUGAUUCACAGAUUUUUAGAACUGCUUCCAGUGUCCAAGUCGCUGGAGACUCUACUGGAUCAUCUAGGAGGCUUAUACAAAUUCCAUGAUCGUCCAGUAACCUACCUGUACAAUACUCUUCACUAUUAUGAAGGACAACUCUGGGACCGUCCACACCUCAAACGAAAGCUGGUCCAUGCCAUCAUUGGUUCCCUGAAGGAUAAUCGGCCACUAGGAUGGUGUUUGAGUGACAUUUACCUCAAAUGCGCUAUGAAUUCACGAGAAGAUAAUCCAUGGAUCCCUGACGACAAUUAUUACUGCAAACUGAUUGCAAGGCUGGUAGAUAAUAUCCUUUUUGGGGGGGGGGGGGGGGGGGGCACAGUGCCCCGACAAGCCCUGAGCUCUGUUUUAUAA